This is a messenger RNA of Parnassius apollo (apollo), 330 nucleotides long. The record is from the annotation of a GenBank genome assembly. NCBI's taxonomy places the organism in Eukaryota, Metazoa, Arthropoda, Insecta, Lepidoptera, Papilionidae.
AUGACACGAACAUGUCAUGCGACGAGGUUCUGGGAACCUCCGAUGGGGGGGGGGGAUGACAGCCAAGUAGAUAAUAAUUCAACUACGACUCUCACCCCUCACGCUGCGGCAAUAACAUACGACCAGUUUGGCGCGCUGCUUAAUUGUAAGUUAUCCAAGAUAAGUAUUGAUAUAGGAGACGACAUCACCCACCUUCGCGAAUGUCUCGACGUCUUGAACUCCAAACUGGCCGACUAUGAUCGGCGAAUUAAGUCACUUGAGUCCGUUGAAAAAGAAAAUAAUGUCCUUAAGGCCACCGUUGCCGAUCUGCAGUGUCGUCUAAACAGCUAA